GCCAUCCCCCGUCCCUCUCGCGGAGAUCUCGCUUCCGCUUUGCUCAGGAGGAAACUGGUGGAGGUUCAUCUGCGGAGGGCGCAGCAGGGGGAGCAGGUGAUGGCAGUGGGCAGGGGGAUGGGCUUCACGGGUCCCUGUUUGGCUCCCUUGGCUUCGGCUUGGGACUUGGCAGCGGUGGGCUGACAGUGGCGCCAGCAGCGCGAGAGCUGCCUCUGCUGCCAGUACUAUCAGUGGUGGUGGGAGUGAGAGAAACGCAGCUUAUGACUCGCCCGGUGGCAGCAGCUUUGGGAGCAGGGACGUGGGUUCCAAGGGUGACUCUGAUACCCUGCAGCAGCAGCAGCAGCAGCAGCAGCAGCAGGUGUGGAAGCCAGAAGCCUCUGUGGGGCCAGUCCGGUUGUCCUCUUCCGAAGCACCACCAGACAGUUCUAGCCCUGGCAUGAGCUCAUCCCAGCCGUUCGAUGCCGCUGCAUCUGACGUGCCUCAGGGUUCGCAGCCCUCCACCCUCACUUCCUCGCGAAGCUUCAGUCUCAGGGCGGGGGCCACUUCAGUGUCAACACUGGCGCCCCGCCUGGCUUUGCCAAGAGGCCUGACUCGGUUCCUCCUGGCUUUGGCCGCACGUCCCCAGCACUACCAGGCGGCGCCAUGCAACCCCCGCCAGGCUUUGGCCCUCUCCCUGCCAAGACCUCUCCCGCACCGGCAUCAGCAGUGCUGCCAGCAGAGCAGCCUGGGCAGUCGUCAGGCUCGGAGUCAACCCUAGAAGCUGCUACAGCAGCCUCAGGCCGCGCAUCCCCUGCAGUGAUCUCACAGCACCCAACACUCGCCAACUCCACCCAACACAUGGCCGUCACGUCAACCCCGUCCCCUGACCCAUCAAGGGAGAACAGGGGGCGAGAAUUUGAGCUUGGGUGGGGAAGCGGGUGGGGAAGCAGCAGGCAUGGAGGCUGGAGCCAGUGAGAUGGGGCCCAUGGCAGAGCUACUCAUGCGGAUAGGCGUCACAGUGAACCCAGGUGCAGGGGUGAACGGCGCAGCUGUGAAACCAGGCGUGGGAGCAGAUGCAAGCAUGGGUACAGCGCUGGAUCCAGGUGCUUCUGCAGCAGUCGAAGGAACAGGCAUCUCAGUCUUUGCUUCGAGGAAUGGUUUGCCGCCGAUUAGGGAGCGGGAGGCAGCAGAUGCAGUCGACUCGCCUGUGGAUGGCAGGGAGGGGCGUGGCUUGGCUGGCCCACAGAACGGGCUUUCCUCUCUCUUCCUGGCUUGGGUGGAGUGCCCGAAGCAGGGGGUGCUGAAGCAGAAGUGGCUAGCUCGCUUGACUUGGAGUUUGUGGAUCCAGCGAUCAUGGCAGUGGGGAGGGAUGCCCUGCUGCGCGAUGCUGGCUCAUCCUCGCUGGGAGGGGUGCGCGUGUCCAAUGCUGCUUCUUCCCAGGACAGGAACGUGCUCAGCUCGCUUUUCAUGGGAGCCGCUGCUAGCCUAUGCAGGCCCGCAGAGGGGAUUGGGCUAGGCGUGGGAAGCAGUGUUGGCAGCGGCAUUGGCAACCGGAGUCCGGCCCCUGCCAUGGACAACGCUGAUGCGUCCUCCCACUUGGUG
This is a messenger RNA of Closterium sp. NIES-67, 1581 nucleotides long. Lineage: Eukaryota; Viridiplantae; Streptophyta; Zygnematophyceae; Desmidiales; Closteriaceae. The record is from the annotation of a GenBank genome assembly.